AAGACAAUGCCGUCCAUCCCGGUGGUGGCCCUGGCCUGGCUGGUCUCCCUGAGGACUUUGUCUGUGGCACUGGAUCCAACCCUGGAGGGGACAUGGAGAGACUGGAAGGCCACUCACAGCAAGGAAUACGCCAAGCAGGAGGAAGAAGCCUUCCGAAGAGCUGUGUGGGAGGAGAAUCUGCGCAUGAUCCAAGACCAUAACAGCCAGGCCGACCUGGGGAAACACACCUACAGGCUCGGCAUGAACCACUUUGGCGAUUUGACCAACGAAGAGAUUAACCAGAGGCUGUAUUGCCUGCUUCCUGACUCGGAUAAUGUCAUUGGAGACAACAUGAUCAUGUUCAAAUCCUCAGAAAGUCUGCAGAUCCCUGACAGUAUGGACUGGAGAACCGAAGGUGGUGUCACCAAAGUCAAAGAUCAGGGUGAAUGUGGAUCUUGCUGGUCCUUCAGCGCCACUGGAGCUCUGGAAGCUAUGCAUUUCAAGAAGACGGGGAAGCUGGUCUCGCUGAGCGAACAAAAUCUUAUUGACUGUUCUUGGGACCAGGGGAAUGGCGGCUGCGAAGGCGGAUGGAUGCACCAAGCUUUUAAAUAUGUGCAGAAGCAAGGAGGGAUCAAUUCGGAGAAAAGCUACCCCUAUGAUGGAAUGGUAAUAUAUGAUAAGAAUUGUCACUAUGAUCCUGAGAAGUCUAUUACCAGAUGUAGCUCGGUUGGACUCAUAAUGGAGAACGAUGAAGAUGGCCUUCAACAGGCUGUGGCCACGAUUGGCCCCGUUACUGUUGCAGUAGAUACUCGGAGUUCCAAGUUCCACUACUACAAGUCAGGUAUAUUUAAAGAAAACUGGUCUGGAAAACGACAGCUGACUCAUGCUAUGCUGGUUAUUGGUUAUAACAACUCCAGCUCAGGUUAUUGGAUCCUAAAGAACAGCUGGUCCACUCUUUGGGGUGAAAAAGGUUACAUGCGUGUGGCAAAAGGAUCGGAUCAAUGCGGCAUCACCCAACGAGCUACCUUUCCCAUCCCAGAUCCAAGCAAGGGAGCAAAAUCACCUCUUUCUGCAUCAGGAUCAUUUGAAGUGCACAGCUAGAAGCCACCAAUGAAUAACCUGCUGCUUCUGAAGCUUCUGGAGAAGCAGAAAGGAAAUGUUAAUAAAUGCUUUUGGGCAAUGCUACUCAAAUCUGA
This is a messenger RNA of Candoia aspera, 1175 nucleotides long. RefSeq names its product procathepsin L-like. Gene Ontology annotation, cellular component: lysosome. Gene Ontology annotation, biological process: positive regulation of peptidase activity; immune response; positive regulation of apoptotic signaling pathway. Gene Ontology annotation, molecular function: cysteine-type endopeptidase activator activity involved in apoptotic process; cysteine-type endopeptidase activity. The transcript has 7 exons. Bases 7 to 1080 code for a protein of 357 amino acids. NCBI's taxonomy places the organism in Eukaryota, Metazoa, Chordata, Lepidosauria, Squamata, Candoiidae. The record is from RefSeq and is a predicted model, not a curated record.